AAUAAAAAGAUAACUUGACGUAAGAAUUUUGGUAUUUCAGGGAAAGAGAAAGAGAAUUAGUAAAAAGAUGAAUGGGAAGAAGAGAAGUCGAGAUAUUGAAGAAAUGAAUAGUGGAGCGAUACCUAAAUAUCCAAAUGCAGUUUUCCCUCUACCCACAAACCUUGGUUCCAGUAUCGGAGCAGCCCCAUUACAUGUAGAGGAGGCGGCUAUAUCAGAACGAGAGUCAUGUGACUACAGCAUUAAGAUCUCAUUGGCUGACGCUCAAGCCGGAAGAGCACCAAGACGUGUGCGAGUGUAUGCAGACGGCAUUUAUGAUAUGUUCCAUUCUGGUCAUGCAAGGCAACUCAUGCAAGCAAAGAUGGCCUGUCCAAAUACAUACCUGAUUGUUGGAGUUUGUAAUGAUAAUUUGACACAUAAAAUGAAGGGUCGUACAGUUAUGAAUGAGACGGAGCGUUACGAGGCAUUGAGACAUUGUCGUUACGUGGACGAGGUAGUCACAGAUGCUCCAUGGACAUGUACAAAUGAAUACCUCACACACCAUAAGAUUGAUUUUGUUGCUCAUGAUGACAUUCCGUACACAGCAGGGAACACAGAUGAUGUUUAUAAAGAUAUUAAGGCUAGAGGAAUGUUUUUAACGACACAACGAACAGAAGGUAUUUCUACAACAGAUGUUAUAGCAAGGAUUAUAAAAGAUUAUGACAUGUAUGUUAGACGAAACUUACAGAGAGGGUACACUGCUAAAGAACUUAAUGUCAGCUAUAUGAAGGAGAAGAAACUACAGUUCACAGAGAAGGUGGAUAAAUUAAAGCAUAAAGGACGCGAGUGGAAAGACAAAGGAAAAGAAUGGCUCGACAACUGGCAGGACCGCUCUAAUGAGUUCAUUGGCAACUUCCUCACAUUGUUUAAUCCUGAUGGCAGAAUUGGUAACUGGAUGAAGGAAAGUAUUCGCGCCAUCUCACCAACUAUGGAACGUCAAGAAGAGGAAAACACUUCUUCCAAUAGUUCGUCACCUACCAGUCCAUCUGCUAAACGUGUGCGACCUUCCAGCCCUGUAAACUUUGGUGUCGCCAAAGAAUUAGACUUUGAUGUUUCAGAUGAUGAUGAACAAUUUCAAGAUGUUGAUGAUGACGACGAUGAUGACAUUUGAAUUCAAGAAAAUGUUUUUUUUACCAAGCCUUAAAGAAUAAAUUUGAAUAGUUUUCCAAGCUUUGAACAAGCUGUAUUCAUAUCUAAUCAUCUGCCAAGGAAAAGGGUGAUUUAUUAUUCAGCUUAAUUUUAUAUAAAUACAUAUUUAUUUAUAAUUCAUAUUUGCAAUAAGGUUAUAUAAAUGCAUGAAUACAUCUUAUGCUGUGUUUGGGUAUACAUCUCAGACAUAUUUGUUAAUGUGUUCAAAGCAUUAGAUGGUCAUUUCUAUAAAUUUGAUGAAUGGCCGAGAGAUUUUAUUUUAUACUAUGCUUGAAUUAAUGUUUUAGAUAUGAUUACAUUUGUAGAGAUAAUUCAAUAUUUUUAAAAUGAAAAUAAUUUUUGGGUCAAUAUUGAUAAGAACAAAUGCAGAAAUUAAAAAAUUGAAUUGACUGAAAAGGGUUAGGCAGGGGACUUUGUCGGGUUUUUUUCUCAAGACAAUCUUUUUAUAAUUGAUGUUUUGUUGUCUUUUUAUUGCCCCUCUAUAUUCGUUAACAACUGUAUUUAUAAUUUUGUUAUAUAGAUCUAUGAUAAGAUAGUAGACAAACCAAGCUUUAAAUUGUAAUAAGAGAUAUUCCAUGAUUUUAUUUUUUCUUGAUUGUUAUUAAAUACUAUAUACAUAUCUGUUGCUAAUUAUAAAGUUUAUUCUAUUAAGGAUCCAAGCAUGACAUGAUCUUUUAUUCUAGCUGCAAUUUAUAUGAUGACCUUAUUUCUUGUUGUUUUUUUUAAAUAAAUAUCUUAUUCCCCUUUAUCAGUAUUAUAGUUAUUUUCAUAUUUUUUGUUACAAAAUUUUAACUUUUUUAUUAAAUUUUUAGGCCGUCUUUUUUGAAGAAAAAGUCGGGCUACUAUGAUCACUGCAUCUUGUUGUCUUUGUUAAAAACUUUUAUGUAGCCCAUUAUUCAAACUUUUCAGAAGUUAUCAAUAAACUUGGAAUACUUGCUUAUCUUGACAAGUUGCUGUUGUUAGACAAGGGACAAAAUUCUGAAAGCAAUAACUUUGGAGUUAUGCCCCUUUUUUACUUAGAAUUUUCAACACUGACUGCAUGUGGUGUUCUUGUUUUUGUUUAUAUUUCUUGAUGUCAUGUAAAAUAACACUUUGAAUUGGUUAAAUUGUUGUUGGGGAAAAAUUACAACUGAAUUUUAUUGACACAUAUUUAUAAGAUGUGAAUAUUCAAAUAAGUUAAACAUACAGAGAUUUUAAAAUAAUAUGUCAUUAAACAUGAAGUGUUUACUUACAUUUUUUUUUUUUUUUCAUUUUAGUCGAUUAAAAUAGGUGCUACAUACAUUAUAUGGUUGUAUACUGCUUUACACUGUUGUAUUUAUAGUUCUGUACAUGUACAUAUUUAUACUUUGUUUGCCAGUAAGGUUAACAAACCUAAACGCACAAUCAUUAUUACUAUUUUAAACAACUAGUCUCUAAAUAGAUUAUCUGUGAAGACUUACAUAGUUUCUUCUCUAAACUUUUGUAUUUAUAUACAUAAUGUAUUCUAUGUAUUCUACCAUGUUUUGUGAACUGUUAAUUUAUUUCUUCAAUCUUGCCUCUACAUAUGAAUGUGCCAUUAUUCUAAUUAUAAUAAUAUAAUAGAUUUGUAUUUGCAUGUAUAUGUCAUAGGUCAAGAAAAAUUACCAUUUAUUAGGGUAUUAGCUAGUUAUCAAGGCUAACAUCUUCUAUUUUCUAUGCUGUUUAAAGGCUUAGACUGCAGUAAUGGGUUAAGUCCUUUUAAAUUAUAAGUUAUGUAACUGGUUACCACCACCAGUAUAGAGACUAGUCAACCUGCAGGUCAAUAAAGUCUUACCAGCCUGCUUGAUUUUAGUACUUUGAUAUUCAAAUACAAUGUACCUAAUUUUAUCAUGUUGAAGGCGGAUUGAUGGUGUAAUUACGAUGAUCCAUUUAUUUCUCAUAAUUUUGUUUCGAUGUAAAUGAGAUCAGGGUCUGAAGACUUUAUUUAAUUUCGUCUCACAGGACCAUUAAUUUUAAGAUUGAAAUCCAUUUAAAGAAAUUCAAUUCAAAAAGUUUUCAUGUUAAAUACAAUCAAGGUUAAGCAUAUGCUUUUAAUUGCUUAGUUUUACGAAAGAUGAAGAUAGUUUUUUAAUUACACAAUGCAGUGCAUUCUGACAUAUAUCAUUUUAUUAUUUUGUUAAAUGUAAUUGAAAUUUUACUGUUGUUAUAUAUUUGUAUAAUAUGACCAGUAUAUUUAAUGUGAGUCAUGGUUUUCUGUUGAAUGAGACCAAACUUUUUGUACUAAUUGUUUUAUUGUUAUGAAAGAACAUUUACAUAUUUGACGUAAAAAGAAGCAAAACAUUGUAUUUUAUAUGUCAUACAAAUAUAUGUAUGCUAAAGUAUUUACAUAUAUAAGAAAUUUUGCAUAUGUGUUAUGCACAUUUGACUAAUUAUGAGAUAUGCAUCCAGAAGUUGAAUGAAAUCUUCAUUAGGUAAUAAUGGGAAGAAAUGUUGAUCCUGAUGUCAUUUUUCAUGCAUGACUAAAUACUUUAAAUGAAAAUAAACUGAAAGAAAAGUUAAAGAAAAAAUAAAGUUAUCUUUUUUUUUUGGGGGGGGGGGGGGGACAUGUGUUCUGAUCUAGAAAACAUACAUAGGGUAAGAAUAACGUCAUGUUUGCAGGAUGUGACAUAACAGUAUGACAGUAUGUCGACAUGCAAAGAUAAGAGUUUUGAUAGAAUUUAAUACAAUUGAAAUAUUUCUAUAUUAUAUAUAUUUCUAUGAUAACUGUGUGGUUUUGAAGUUUAAUUUUUAAAUGAAUUGAAACAUUUCUUGUGCUGGAUGUUUCUUUUUCGUAGCUGUGAAAUAGAAAAAACACAAUAUAACAUUGAUUAUUUUAUGAUGUUUUGCAAAGAAAUGGUAUCUAUAACUAUAUUUGAAAUUGUGUUUGUGAGACAUUCAAUUUUGAUAAAAUAGUAUAAUAACAUCUAUCAGUGAAUUUGUAAAUAUCUGAACUUGUAAUAACAACCUAUAUAUGGUAAAUGUUGUGCAUCCAUUAUUCUGAAAUCCCUUAAUGUACUUGUGUUCAUAUUGACUUUUCCAAGCAAGUUCUCUAAAACAUAAUACAGUGCAAUAAGUUUUCUGAAUAAGCUUUGAAUGAUCAAUUCAUAAACAAAAAUGAAUUUAUGUUCAAUUAAGAUCUAUUCAUGUAGUACAUUUUUCAUCUUUCAUCAUGUAGUUGUCAGAGAGGUUCUAAAACUAUGUCUAUU
Molecule: messenger RNA, 4388 nt
Organism: Ruditapes philippinarum (Manila clam)
Lineage: Eukaryota; Metazoa; Mollusca; Bivalvia; Venerida; Veneridae
Product: choline-phosphate cytidylyltransferase A-like
Exons: 8
Coding region: 68-1147 (359 amino acids)
Biological process (GO): CDP-choline pathway
Molecular function (GO): phosphatidylcholine binding; choline-phosphate cytidylyltransferase activity
Source: RefSeq, a predicted model, not a curated record